Messenger RNA from Eublepharis macularius, 2261 nucleotides. It is a transcript of the gene TPRG1L, whose product is annotated as tumor protein p63 regulated 1 like. The transcript has 5 exons. Bases 143 to 967 code for a protein of 274 amino acids. The record is from RefSeq and is a predicted model, not a curated record. Gene Ontology annotation, cellular component: cytoplasm; synaptic vesicle. NCBI's taxonomy places the organism in Eukaryota, Metazoa, Chordata, Lepidosauria, Squamata, Eublepharidae.
GUUGGGCGUCGGCGCGGCCUAGCCUGGGCCUGGCGAGCGCUGAGGGGUAGGGGGCGGGGAAGGGGAGGCGGCGGGCCGGCCUGAGGGAACGCAAAACCGGCUCGGCGGCGGAGGCGGGAGUGGCCCGGCCGGCCGUCCAGCGAUGCUGCAGCUACGGGACACGGUGGAAAGCUCGGGCGAGGCGGCGCUCUUCGUGCCGGCGGCCGAGGCCGACGUCCCCUUCACGCCUCCUGGCGACCUGCCCUCGUCGUCGCCGUCCUCGCUCUUGCCGCCCAGGCAGACCCUGCGACCCCUUAGCGUCCGCAACCCGACCCGCGGAGGGCGCCUGAAGGAGUACUUCGUCUUCCGGCCAGGAACAAUAGAACAGGCUGUCAAUGAGAUACGUGUGGUUGUAAUGCCCACUGAAGAUGGAGAAGUGCAAAGUGUAUGGCUGCUGACUGAAAUUGAUCAUUGGAACAAUGAGAAGGAGCGUUUGGUUCUUAUCACCGAUUGGUCCCUGCUGAUCUGUAAAUACGACUUCAUCAGCCUGCAGUGCCAGCAAGUGACCAGAAUAUCACUUAAUGCAGUUGACACAAUUUCAAUUGGAGAGUUUCAGUUUCCUCCUAAAUCACUAAAUAAGCGGGAAGGCAUUGGAAUCAGAGUGCAGUGGGAUAAACAAAGCCGUGCUUCCUUCAUCAAUCGAUGGAACCCAUGGUCCUCAAAUGUGCCAUAUGCAACAUUUACUGAACAUCCAAUGGCUGAUGCAGAUGAGAAGAUUGCUUCUCUUUGCCAGUUGGAGAACUUCAAGACGCAGCUGAUCCAAGCUGUGAAGAAGGCUCACAAGGAGUGCCCUCUGCCUGGGAGGGCAAACGGAGUUCUGGUUCUGGAGCGCCCUCUUCUCAUUGAGACCUAUCUGGGAUUGAUGUCUUUCAUCAACAAUGAGGCCAAGCUUGGCUAUUCAAUGACCAGAGGAAAAAUUGGAUUUUAACAGCCACUCGAAAAGCGGACCCGCUUACCCAAAGAAGAGCAAGGGAGCAAUCAGUGCUUGGCAAAAAUCCUUGGAAGAAGAAAGUGGGAGAAGCAUGUCGAUGAGUUGGAAUAGUUUUAGGGGUCAUUCAACAGAAAUCUUGCUCGUCAUAAAAUGUAUGUAUUGCGUUGGCCACUUCCUCGGGUGUAUCAACUUCUUUCAUGACCAGAUCUCUUCUGCUGCUCAUUAUCAAACCUCUCAUCAGUCAAGCAAAUGAUACCAUCCACCUAGACUACCCUAGCUAAGAUCUUUCCCUCCUCCGUGUGUCUAUGUUUGGAAGCAUGUUCAUGAUCUUUUCCCUUCUGUAAACACACUUCUAUUGCAGGUCUUAUUUCUGUAUACUUGAGAUUUCUUUUUGUAGGGUAACUAAUCUCUCUGAUUAAAGGCGUGAUUCUGUCAGUUUGGAAGGGUCAUGAACUAUUUAGCCAAAUGCACCCCAUUUUGACGGCAUCCAAGUUAACCUUUACGUUUAAGGCUGCCUGUUUGUGGUGAAUUGAAAUCAGGUUGAGUGAUUGUAAUUUGCCUUUAAGUACCUUAUACAGUUCCAGUGCAGACCUGUCUAAUCGUGGCUUCUCGUUCCUGCACAGCACCCUGAAAUUCUCACUGCGAACACACGUGCAGCGUGGUCUGCUUUCAUACGAAUCUUUGCCACAAGGGAUCAAGUUUUUCUAUCUAUAGGAAAGGGAAUUUUUGAUUAGCUUUAUAAUUUUUUUUACCUGUAAGAUUAAUAGCACCAAAGCAUGUGUACAACAGAUGGCUACAGUAGAGCCUACCUAGAUUUGUACAAAGCUAUACCUCUAUUAAAGCAAAGUAAAUAAAGCGACGUUGCGCUCUACUGCCUGAGUAGCCUAAGCCUGGGAUCCAGAAGGCUGUAUGAGAUCUGUGCCUGGAGGGCUUUUCAAACAGUUCCUUCUAGGAACAGCUUCCACAAGUGUCAAGGGCUCCUCUAGAGGAGCGUUCCAUGCAGAGAGCUUCCAGUGGGUGGGGGAAACGCCUCUCCCCACACUGCCUGCAAGAGCUGCUUUGGAUCCCUGCUUGUAUCUUGAGUCUGCUCAUUAAAUCUUUCUACAGUCAAGCUGUCACUUUAUUGAAAAUAUGUGUAAUAGUGAAAUACUGUUAACAGUACUGCUAAACAUACAUAUUUCAGAGUCUGAAACGCUGUGAAAUAAUGGUGCUGGGAUGCAACGGAUUGCAAGUCCUUUUGUUUUUAAGCCAUGUAUGUUUAAGCUUAUUAAACUUGGAAGUGUGGAUCUUA